Molecule: messenger RNA, 3778 nt
Organism: Eublepharis macularius
Lineage: Eukaryota; Metazoa; Chordata; Lepidosauria; Squamata; Eublepharidae
Gene: RABGEF1
Product: RAB guanine nucleotide exchange factor 1
Exons: 10
Coding region: 107-1600 (497 amino acids)
Biological process (GO): vesicle-mediated transport
Cellular component (GO): cytosol; endocytic vesicle
Molecular function (GO): zinc ion binding; DNA binding; small GTPase binding
Source: RefSeq, a predicted model, not a curated record
CUCUGGAAGGGGGAAGUGAGUCUGUGAGGGAAGGAGAAGGGAAAGAGGAGGCCGCCUCUGGUCUGGCGACUGGGCGGCGAGGCGGGGGCGACCCAGGAGGAGGAAGAUGAGCCUCAAGUCCGAACGCCGAGGCAUCCACGUCGAUCAGUCGGAGCUGCUCUGCAAGAAAGGAUGCGGUUACUAUGGCAACCCCGGGUGGCAAGGCUUCUGCUCCAAGUGCUGGAGAGAAGAGUACCAAAAGGCCAGGCAGAAGCAGAUUCAGGAGGACUGGGAGCUUGCCGAGCGGCUCCAACGUGAAGAAGAGGAAGCCUACGCCAGCACUCAGCACCCUCAAGGGGCUCAGUCGCUCACGUUCUCCAAGUUCGAGGAGAAGAAAACCAACGAGAAGUCACGGAAAGUGACAACGGUGAAGAAAUUCUUCGGGGCUUCUUCCCGGGCAGGAUCCAAGAAAGUGCUGGCUGGCAAGUUGAGAGAAGUCCAGGAAACCAAGGCUGCCAGUCCUAUAAGCAGGCAAGUCAGCGUGGAGACAGAUAGAGUGUCCAAGGACUUUAUCGAGUUCCUGAAGCCCUACCACAAAGCCGGGCAGGAGAUCUACAAGCAGUGCAAACUGUUUCUGGAAGCCAUGCAUCACAAGCGGGAGCUGAGCAUUGAAGAGCAGUCCGAAUACACCCAGGACUUCUAUCAGAACGUGGCAGAUAAGCUGCAUGCCCGUUGGAAAGUGCCCCCAGAAAAAGUGGAAAUGGCAAUGGACCAGAUCGAGAAGUACAUCAUGACCCGCCUGUAUAAACAUGUUUUCUGCCCGGAAACUACCGAGGAUGAGAAAAAGGACCUUGCUGUCCAAAGGAGAAUCAGGGCUUUGCACUGGGUGACUCCGCAAAUGCUUUGUGUUCCUGUUAACGAGGAAAUCCCAGAAGUCUCUGAUGUGGUGGUGAAAGCAAUCACAGACAUCAUUGAGAUGGAUUCAAAGCGGGUGCCACGGGACAAGCUGGCCUGCAUCACCAGUUGCAGCAAGCACAUCUUCACUGCCAUCCGGACCACCAAGGACGAGCCGGCCUCCGCCGAUGACUUCCUGCCCACUCUCAUCUAUAUUGUUCUGAAGGGCAACCCGCCCCGCCUGCAGUCCAACAUCCAGUAUAUCACUCGGUUUUGCAAUCCCAGCAGGCUAAUGACGGGGGAGGACGGCUAUUACUUCACUAACCUGUGCUGUGCUGUGGCCUUCAUAGAGAAGCUGGAUGCACAGUCCCUAAACUUGAGUCAGGAAGACUUUGACCGUUACAUGUCCGGACAAGCAUCUCCGAAGAAACAAGAAGCUGAGAACUGGUCAGCUGACAUGUGCGUGGGGGUCCGGCAGAUGUACAGGAACCUUGACCUUCUCUCCCAGCUCAACGAGCAGCAGGAAAGGAUCAUGAAUGAGGCCAAGAAACUGGAGAGGGACCUGAUUGACUGGACCGAUGGGGUUGCGAAGGAAGUCCAAGAGAUUGUCGAAAAGUAUCCCUUGGAAAUAAAGCCCCCCAACCCAGCCUUGGCAGCCAUUGACUCUGAAAAUGUAGAAAAUGACAAACUGCCCCCACCUUUGCAGCCUCAGGUGUAUGCUGGAUGAUAGCCACUCCUGGAGCUGCGGCAGGCACACUCCUUCACUCUGCUUUUCUGCUUCUUGGCGGGUGGCUUGAGAGAUCUAUCAGACAAGUUUAAAACUGGCACAUUUUUAGAGGUACUAUGACCGGCAGGGGUUGCCUGACAGUGUUUGUUAUAUCCAGAAAUAGGCUUCUUUUCAGGGUUGUGUGUUUGGUGAAGGUGAACUGACUUUAACUAUUCUUUUUUUUUUUUACAUGACUCCAAUGUAAUUUUAAUGAAACAUGGUGGGGAGGGUUUACAAUUUUUCCUUCCAAAUAUGUUUUUUUAAUCAACUGAAGUGUGUUUGGCCCUUCCUGUCCCCUCCCCAAAUAAAGGAGAAGAUCAGCACUUUGCAAAGGAAUGCCGAGCUGGAACUUAAAAAAAUUAAAAGGGUACUUUUUUUUUUUUUAAGGAAAUCUAUUGUAAAAUAUUUAAAAUUGUACAUAGGACUGAAACAUUCAGUGUCUUUCUUAACUGCAUGGGAUCUUGUAAGGAAUGAUGCUUUAAAAAAUUUCCUCACCAUCAACAGAGCAAGCGCACUGCUUGAUGGCUUUGUUGGGGGAGGGCGGAUAACAGAAAAGAAGCCCGUGUUAUGGGGAAGAGGCACGGAUUUUGGGACUCAGCUAUAACUUGGGUAAGCACUCGCCUCCUACUAUUUAUAAUUUCUCAUCUAAUCUCAUCUUGACAGCCACCAAAAUAACGCCCCCUGCUGUGUGCCAGUGUGCAACAUCAGUUGCUCCUCAUGACUCUCUUUGGAGAUGAAAGAAUCACCUCGGAUGCUGGCUGCUCCCCCCUCCCAGCCACUAGCAUUAGAGCUGAUCCAUGCUGCUCUUAGAAGCCAGAGGACAUGAGCUGACGGUGAUGCGUGGUGAAAUAAUGGUUUUACCCCCAUGCUUCAGUGCUAGUGCAUUUGAAAUUUGCAUUCUCUGUUAAAAAAGAAAGACCAUUUUAUCGUGCCACUGCAAAGGAUCCUGAGAAUUGGUCUGCAGCUGUUACAGUGUAUUGGGGGAAAUGGAGGCCUCGGGCAAGGGGGAGCUAGAGUUCCCAGAUCCUUCACACCCUUGCUCGGGACUUCAUUUCGGUCUGUUUUCAGCAAGGUGUGAGAACUGUCCUUCACAGUGAAGGGCUGGUUGACCCUUACGCUGAAUAGCACACCCACCUCGACCUGCUCCACAUAUUUGACAUAACAUCCAAUCCACUCCUGUAUGGCCACGUGCCCUCCUUAAGUGUUAUGCCAAAUGGGGCAGUACGGAGCAGGUCCUGUGGUUCUACCUUAAAUUUUUAUGUUUUGGUGUAUGUUUAGAUAGUCUUUGAGUUUGGAGUCUCUGGGAUGAAUAAAGUCCAUCUUUGUGUGUGUUUUUAACCGCCCUCCCUAAAGCCCUUCAUGCCACCAUCUCUCAGUCACUGCAGGUGAUUGCUCUCCACUCCCCGCCUCCAUUCUUCCAGUGUUCUUAACAACUGUUGAAUCCCCUCCUCUAGCAAGAUAAGCCCUGGCAGAUGAAAGUUCUGCUUGCUAAAUUGAAACGGCGUCUGACUCCCUUGGAUGCCAAGCUCACAAGCAAGGGCUUGAGUGGGUGAAGGCAAGACUGGCUACAAGCUUUGCGCGUCACAGCCAGAAUCCCCAGGCCCAGUCACUCCAUGAGGCAAAGAGAGACUCUUCUCUCGACAGUGUUAAUAGCUUUGCGCUGCAGCAGGGGACACACUUCUUAAAACUGUAUUUUAAACUUCUUGUUUCAUUUGUACCUGCAAUGGUCUUGCAGCUAUAACCUAAACGUAACUUUGGAUAACGUUUUCUUUAAUACGUUUUUUUUUUUUUGCACUGUGUUUCUGCAUUUUGCAAUAAGUUUCGACCAAGACCGAUUUGUCCGAUUUUUUUUUUUUAAAUGCCUCUUUUAGAGAUGUGGUUUCCUGGUGUCUCAAAGGUAAGUAUUUGACUCCCCUCCAUUAAAUUGUGAGCAAGUUGAUCCUCUGACUCUCUUUUUGGCCUUUGAUCACAGAAGGCCCUCAAUUAGAUUAGAGCUUCUUUUUUAAGGGGCUUCUUUUUCCUCUGUGUUACACUAGGUGCUAAUUCUGGUAUCCAGGUAUACAUUUUUCACUCCAGAAAAAAGAUGAAUUCUAGCUGCUGUCACUAAAAUUGCCAUUAAAUAAACCAUGUACAAUGCAA